CCUCUUCCAGCACUGAUGGUCACUGAAAACACAAGCAAGGGCUACCAGUUAGUAUUGAAUGACAGUGCCCUGUUGGAUUUCAUGUAUCCCAUUGUUUUAUGAUCCUGCUUUUCAGAAAGGUCACUUUAGUUUUAUGUAGGAAAAGGAGCCUUUUCUUCAGCUCCCCCUUGAAGUGCUAAGUUGAUGCCCUUCCCUCGAAGCCUCCCCAUGACCUGAGUGGGCCUGAAGGUCAUAAACCACAAUCAAUAUGGAGGCUCGUUGCUGGGAGGUGCUAAUUGACAUCCCCAAAGAGGAACAGUGUCAACAAUCAAUAGAGAAGACAGAGCCCUGGUAGAUUUAUGGCUUUGAUUUUGAAAAGGUAUGGGAAUGCCCAGUGAUGUGUUCCCACCCCGUACUCCUUCUGAAUGUUAAUGUUUUCUUGAAGAUGAUUUCAGACACACUGCGAGGAUCCUGCCUCUACUCACUGAAGCAGAAUCCUCUGAAGAGUUGCUGAGGCAGAACUGAAAUCGUGGCUCGCCUCAAAGAAGCAGCUGUAGUGGCCGCUAAUGACGCCUCACGCAGGAAGACGAUGCUGCUUUAACUUGGGCUUUUAAUGGCAAGUUUCUAAGCCUGAAACAGCAGCUUUAGACCUGGGGUGUGCCAUUAACUCCUUGCAGCUACCAUUGUCUACAGCUUUCACACAGCGUGGUCGGGAAGAAUGGAAAUUAAAGAGGGUUGUAACUACCUGUAACUGUUCCACCAGGAAAUGGACCGAGUGUUUGCUCAGCCAGACCCAGCACACACAAACGGACCUGGUAAAGGAAAGACGCGGAUGUGAUGCGUGAUGGGAGAAGCCCAUGAGGACUGAAACUGCCAUAACUCAGCCUGUGCAGGGUGCAACCGCCAUGAGCACUGCAGACUGAUGAUGGAUGAGGAGGAAAGCAGAAGGCCCCGUGCUCUGGCUCCCCUGCACCAUGGAUGGGCCACAGCCUGUCCCCUCACCCCUAGUGCCCCUUGAGGACGUGUCAUCAGAUUCUAGCAUGUCUCUGGAGCAGAAAACGACAUUUGUUUUUGUUAUUUUGUUGUUUAUUUUCUUGGGCAUCCUUAUCGUCAGGUGCUUCCGGAUUCUCCUGGACCCUUACAGGAGCAUGCCAACCUCCACCUGGGCUGAUGGACUUGAAGGCCUGGAGAAAGGGCAGUUUGACCAUGCCCUUGCUUAGCAGGGACAGAGCAGGGUCUCCUCCCGAGGCACUGAAGUGCUCUCCGGCUGGGUGAGGAUUCCCUUUAGUCAAUGUUCUCAACAAAUCACAUUUUGACAAUAUCUAGUCCUAGGACCACAAUCCAUUAUGCUAUAAACACAUAGUUGGAUUAAAGACAGUUAAGGAUGUUGGAAAUGGAGGUUUAUGUUAUCUACCCCAGAUAAGGAGGUUUACAUUUCUAUAUUUGCUCUAUAAAUGAAUGAAUAUUGUUGACCGUGUGUGAUUGUGAAACCAAGAGCAUCAAUACUCAUGUAGACUUUGUCAUAAAACCAACCCUAUCUUAUUUGACCAGAGAAUAAAAGGCAAGAAAAGACCUGCUUGUAGCCAACAGAGAUUUCCGUGCUGUAGUCAUGUCUCUCAGGUUGUUUUGUGUGAGGGGCAUCUAGAUCCUCAGUAGAGUGGGGAAGAUUGUGCUGAAUGGACCCAAAGCCGUUACUUGCUUCUCCCAAAGCAGGGAGUGCUGGGAAGCGAUGGGAAAUCCUGGAAGACAUGUCCUUGGUAAAUACGAGUGAGCAUGAUGUUUUAUUUUUCAAAUAAAUCUGAAUAUGGAGGCUACAGAGUUUUAAAACCUAUCUGGUAGGCCAUGUAUAUUCUAUGUAUUCAUAUUAAUAGUGAUAUGCAUAGCAGGAACCAUACCUAACCUGAACUUACUUUCUUUACACAAAUAAUGGAAAUAAUAGGUUGCCACUGUAGCUUCGAAGUUUUUUUUUUUUUUUAAUAAAAAGUUAAUUGUUUAGAGGAGAAGUCUUUAACAGUCUUGAGAGGAAUGUGCAUUUAUGAUUGACUAUAGUCACCAAAUAAAACUUUUCAAGAAACAGAAGUGUCUGCUCUCUUAUUUCACCAGGACUAAUGCACUGAGGCGAGGUGCUGUGCUGAAUGCUGAGGUUUAACAUUUUUCCACGACACAGAGAAAAAAAUGAGCAAAGAGCAUGAAAGGUUAUCCUUCUGCCAUUUCAGGAAGGGCUCCCACAAUUGUCCUGUACAGAUAAACCUAUUCUAAGCCCUCUUUAAGUCCACUGAAGAGGGACACGUUAACACCUCUUAUUCCAACUUUGGUAGGAAAAGUUGUAUCUACACGAAACCCCUUAGGCUGUACUUAUAAUCCAUAGCUUCCAAUUGCCUCCUCAGCUAGUCAUCAUCUUUUCUAAUUACAAAAAAAAUUAAAAGUUGAUUAUGCCUCCAAAGGCAGCCCUUAGCAAAAUAGCUUUCUAGCCUCCUAUAUAUAUAUUUUUUUUUUACAUUCUUCGGUUUCCUGCUGCCUGGGUUCCCCCUCCUCCCCACAUGCCCUCUUGAUUAUUUCCUUUCUUGUUUAUCUUAAUAAAAGAUUUUUUGAAAUAUGAUUUAUAUGCUAUACAAUUUGCCCCUUUAAAGCACACAACUGAGUGAUUUUUAGUAUAUUCACAGAAUUGCACUACCAUCUCAUCACUAUCAAAUUCCAGAACCUUAUACCCAGUCACUACCUUCCUCCUCCCAAUCCUUGGCAACCACUAAUUUACUUUCUGUGUGUACAGAUGGGCCAAUUCUGAAUAUUUUGUAUAAAUGAAAUCAUGC
Nycticebus coucang (slow loris) is the source of this 2789-nucleotide messenger RNA. It is a transcript of the gene CTXN3, whose product is annotated as cortexin 3. The transcript has 4 exons. NCBI's taxonomy places the organism in Eukaryota, Metazoa, Chordata, Mammalia, Primates, Lorisidae. Bases 909 to 1199 code for a protein of 96 amino acids. The record is from RefSeq and is a predicted model, not a curated record.